Coccomyxa subellipsoidea C-169 is the source of this 960-nucleotide messenger RNA. RefSeq lists its product as hypothetical. The record is from RefSeq and is a predicted model, not a curated record. The transcript has 9 exons. The coding region runs from base 1 to 960 and encodes 319 amino acids. NCBI's taxonomy places the organism in Eukaryota, Viridiplantae, Chlorophyta, Trebouxiophyceae, Coccomyxaceae.
AUGCCGCAGGGGGUUGCGGGGAAUGCAGAUGUUAUACCAGACACAGCUGGAGAAGUGAAGGCAUGGCAGCAAUGGAAGCUCAGAACGGUCUUUCCUCCCUCCAAUAGUGUGACCGCUGGCCUGGCCUACACAGAAGGAUGUUCCCUGCGGGUUCGCUUCUUAAAUGGAGCAGCAAGCGGCAGCGGGACUGAGAUUGUGACUGUGGAGAGCCCACUCAAGAGCUCCACCACACUCACCAGCCAGAACCUUCAGUGUGGCUCAUACACACAGUGCUCGUCCAGCUCACCGUCCAGCUCAUCACUGAGCGCCGGGGGGACUCUGUCCUCAGACACAGUCGUGUCUGCCUCAUCGGUGAACCGCUACCACAGCAGCCCUCCAGCUUCCUCCAGCUGCACGCUGCAGAGCUGCCCCAACGCAUGCGCGGCCCACGGCGGCACUUGGUCGGCCGUUGCCUCCACAUGCACCGUCUCUACGGGACUUUUGAGGCUCUGCGCCAGGGCGUCACCUGUGAGUGCUGCCAAACCGAGCAUCCACAGAGGAAACACCACUGCGCCGCAGCCAGCAACCGGCCAAGGGUGCUUUGUGAGCGGAGGCCAGUUUCAGCCAAACCAGCAAGCCAGCUUGGGGGGCGCCACCAAUGGCAGCCAGUGGAAUGUUGAGGUCAUGCUGAGAUCAGCUCAGGAUCCUUACCUGAAGUACCUGAUGCUGACGGGCGGCGGCGGCUUUGGGAUCCCGGCCGCGUACACGCGGGUCACCGGUAUCAUAAUGUUAGUCAUCGGAUGCGUGCUGACCGUGUCUGUAGCGGCCACGUGUUGCUGCUGCUGCUUGCUUGUGCGCCGUGCCAACAAGCACAACAACGGGCAGCCGCAGGGGUACAUGCAAAACCUGUUGUACAGCGCUUCACAGAGGACGCACCUCGCCUCUUGGCAGCACAAGCGCGUGAUAAUAAUAUUGUUGUAA